This is a messenger RNA of Ornithodoros turicata, 869 nucleotides long. RefSeq lists its product as uncharacterized. Bases 16 to 615 code for a protein of 199 amino acids. Lineage: Eukaryota; Metazoa; Arthropoda; Arachnida; Ixodida; Argasidae. The transcript has 2 exons. The record is from RefSeq and is a predicted model, not a curated record.
CACCGCCGUCAGUCCAUGCGCCGGCAACUGGUAGUUCUGCCCGAGGCCGAGCGAUUCGCUUUUCUUGACGCCCGCCGGCGGAACUCCGGAAGCCACACACUGGGACGCCCGACCGGUUCGAGCGAUCUACCACACCGAUAUACAAGCAAGGGCUGUCGGCUCAAUUGGAAGAAGCAGUGUGGCUGCCAAGUUUCGGGACUAGCAAUGUCCUGGCACCGUCCCCCACCGGCUCCAGGAGAAGAAGCUUCGUACCAGCCACCACCUCCUCCAGAUGCGGCUGAUUCCUACCAGCCGCCACCUCAACCAGGGUACGAGCAUGCGCAGCCUCAAGACACUUACAAUGCGCCACAUGCUCCGCACCACGACUACCCGUACCAGCCACCUUCUGCACCUUACAAUUCCUACCGUCCACCCCAAGAGAUGUACUAUCAGCCUCCUCAGCAAGGUACCUACCGACCGCCGGAGUAUUACCCACCACAGGAGACGUACGCACCCCCAGCGCCUCCGGAUGAGGCGGAUACGUACAGGCCUCCACAGGGCUACUACCCACCUGGAGACAGCUACCAAGCUCCGCCGCAGGAGUACACCCCUCCACCGCCGCCCGAUGACGACUGAAGGAUUAUGGUCGAAGAAUAUUUCCGGUAAAGGGUGUAGGUACGUCAAAUAUAAUCGAGGCGUUAACGUUCACACUGCUCCGGACCUGUCGAAGGCAAGAUGCUACAUGUAGGUUCUGAUAGGGUAUAUGGUGAACCACAGACGGACUAACACACAGCAAGUACCUCUCGCGACCUGUGUGGCAAGUCCAUAGGGGCUUUCAUAUUGUGUCUAUACGCUGUACGUAACAAUAAAUGAAUCUGUGGUGCAAGGGA